GCUGGGAGGCGUGUCAGCGUGUAUGUAAACGAUCAGCCUUUUCCACAUGGUGACAGACGUUUGUGUUUUCUGUCAAGAAAAAUCACACUAUACGUAUUGUAAACAUAAACAGCAGCCCUGCCCCGACGCGCCCCUACCCCAAGCGGAGCCGUCAUGUGGCAGGAGGCCCGCAAACAUGAGCGCAAACUGCGCGGGAUGAUGGUGGACUACAAGCGGCGUGGGGAGAGACGCAGACAGUACUAUGAGAAAAUCAAAAAGGAUCCAGCCCAGUUCCUGCAGGUUCAUGGCCAGGCAUACAAAAUCCAUCUGGAUUCAGCUGUAGCCCUGGCAGCUGAGAGUCCCCUCAACAUGAUGCCUUGGCAGGGAGAUACCAGCAACAUGAUUGAUAGGUUUGAUGUCAGGGCACACCUGGACUACAUCCCCACCUGUACACCACCUCUCCUGAACACUACUCUGCUUAAAAAAGGCACCUUCCUUAAGGAGCUUCCACUCUGGAAAAUGCUCCCACACAUGCUGCACUACAACUCUGGAGCUAUUCCUGUGGCCACCCCCAUAGAACUGUACCAAAUGACCGAGUGUCGGCAAGAAAUGAAAGAGGCAAAACAUGUCACUGCGGCGCACCAAUGGGAUCAAUGA
Messenger RNA from Carassius carassius (crucian carp), 636 nucleotides. RefSeq names its product CLK4-associating serine/arginine rich protein-like. The record is from RefSeq and is a predicted model, not a curated record. NCBI's taxonomy places the organism in Eukaryota, Metazoa, Chordata, Actinopteri, Cypriniformes, Cyprinidae. The transcript has 5 exons. The coding region runs from base 154 to 636 and encodes 160 amino acids.